GGCGCGGCCUAGGCCCCGCCUACGAGCCACGUCCUUUAAAAGCCCCGUGUGACGCUAUAGCGCGGCGACUUCAUCUUUGUCAGUGAACAAAAUGGCGCCGUACUGUGUCCUAGUCAGUCGGUUACAGCAAGCCUUGAGUAAAGGUGUUCGGAGGUACCAUGCCUCUCGUGUCCUGUGCCAGAGGGCCAAAGUGGCCAUGAGUCAGUUUGAACCCAGUGAAUUUGUGAACUAUGAAAAGCUUGAGAAAAACAUCAACAUUGUCCGGAAAAGAUUGGACCGUCCCCUUACCCUGUCAGAGAAGAUUGUAUAUGGCCACUUAGACGAUCCUGCCAAGCAGGAUAUUGAGAGGGGCAAGACAUAUCUGCGUCUGCGGCCAGACCGUGUAGCCAUGCAGGAUGCCACUGCCCAGAUGGCCAUGUUGCAGUUCAUCAGCAGCGGGUUGCCCAGAGUGGCAGUGCCCUCGACCAUCCACUGUGAUCACCUUAUUGAAGCUCAGUUGGGUGGCGAGAAAGAUCUCCGAAGAGCAAAGGACAUUAAUCAAGAAGUAUACAACUUCCUAGCCACAGCAGCUGCCAAGUAUGGAGUGGGUUUCUGGAAACCUGGAUCAGGAAUCAUUCACCAGAUCAUCCUGGAGAACUAUUCCUAUCCUGGUGUUAUGCUUAUUGGCACAGAUUCCCAUACCCCCAAUGGUGGUGGCUUGGGUGCAAUCUGCAUUGGAGUUGGUGGAGCUGAUGCAGUUGAUGUCAUGGCGGGAAUCCCCUGGGAACUCAAAUGUCCAAAGGUGAUUGGUGUAAAACUGACAGGUUCGCUCUCUGGCUGGAGCUCUCCUAAAGAUGUGAUCCUGAAAGUGGCUGGCAUACUUACUGUGAAAGGUGGCACAGGAGCUAUUAUAGAGUAUCAUGGGCCUGGCGUUGACUCCAUCUCUUGCACAGGAAUGGCAACUAUCUGCAAUAUGGGAGCAGAGAUCGGUGCCACCACUUCAAUCUUCCCUUACAAUAACCGGAUGAAAACAUACUUGUCCAAGACUGGACGAGCAGCGAUUGCUAGUUUGGCAGAUGAAUUCCAAGAGCACUUGAAGCCGGAUCCUGGAUGUCCUUAUGACCAGUUGAUUGAAAUUAACCUCAACGAGCUGAAGCCCCUUAUCAAUGGGCCCUUCACUCCAGAUCUGGCACACACUGUAGAAGAAGUUGGUGCUGUUGCAGAAAAGAAGGGCUGGCCAGUAGAUAUCAGAGUAGGUCUGAUUGGUAGCUGCACCAACUCCAGCUAUGAGGACAUGGGGCGCUCUGCUGCUGUGGCAAAGCAAGCACUUGCUCACGGGGUGAAGUGCAAGUCUCAGUUCACCAUCACACCUGGAUCAGAGCAGAUCCGGGCCACCAUUGAGAGGGAUGGCUAUUCGAAAAUUCUGCGUGACGUUGGUGGAGUGGUUCUUGCCAAUGCUUGCGGGCCGUGCAUAGGCCAGUGGGACCGAAAGGAUACGAAAAAGGGAGAAAAGAAUACAAUUGUUACCUCCUACAACAGAAAUUUCACUGGUCGCAAUGAUGCCAACCCAGAAACACACGCUUUUGUAACUUCGCCAGAGAUUGUAACAGCCCUAUCACUUGCCGGCACUCUGAAAUUUAACCCGGAGGUAGACUUCCUGACAGGUUCUGAUGGAAAGAAGUUCAAACUUGAGCCACCUGAUGCUGACGAGCUGCCCAAACUGGAAUUUGAUCCAGGGCAGGACACCUAUCAGCACCCCCCCAAGGAUGGCAGCAGCCAGCAUGUGGAUGUGAGCCCCACUAGUCAGCGCUUGCAGCUCCUUGAGCCCUUUGACAAGUGGAAUGGCAAGGACCUUGAAGACAUGUUAAUUCUCAUAAAAGUGAAAGGUAAAUGCACCACUGACCACAUUUCAGCAGCAGGCCCCUGGCUCAAAUUCCGUGGCCAUCUGGACAAUAUUUCAAACAACCUGCUGAUUGGAGCCAUAAAUAUUGAGAACGAUAAGGCCAACACAGUGAGGAAUGCAUUAACCCAGGAGUUUGGACCUGUUCCUGACACAGCCCGUUACUACAAGAAAGAAGGUAUUAACUGGGUAGUGGUUGGGGAUGAAAACUAUGGUGAAGGCUCAAGUCGGGAGCAUGCAGCACUGGAACCACGACAUCUUGGAGGAAGAGCCAUCAUUGUCAAGAGCUUUGCCAGGAUUCAUGAAACCAAUCUGAAGAAGCAAGGCCUCCUGCCACUAACCUUUGCUGAUCCAUCUGAUUACGACAAGAUCCACCCUGUGGACAAGCUCAGUAUUGUGGGUCUGAAAGAUUUUGCUCCUGGAAAGCCCCUGAAAUGCAUCAUUAAGCAUCCUAACGGGAGCCAAGAAACAAUUGUUCUGAACCACACCUUCAACGAGACUCAGAUUGAGUGGUUCCAAGCUGGUAGCGCACUCAACAGAAUGAAAGAGCUGCAGAAGCACUGAACCUAGACAAGUACACACAUCCAGUGGACCUGAUGACUGUCUCUAUAAAAGUGCAAUUCCACUACGAUUCUUGACAAUUAAUGUCUGUGAUCAAAUGUUAACUUAGCUUCCCCUUUAUUACAGUACUCACUUGCUGACAUUAAUGAGAGUACUCAUUUUUGCAUUAUCAGGUUCUGGCUUCCAUAGCUGCCUAUGCUUGGUGCAUUUCAGUUGUCCCAUAUUGCUUUGUAUUUAUAUUUCCUGAUGAUUUUUCUGCCCGAUCAUUUCAGUGAUGGCAAAAGGAUAAAACAUUAGAAGAUUAUUGUUCUUGUGGAAAACAAAAUAAAGAUUGUGACUGACUCA
Messenger RNA from Podarcis raffonei (Aeolian wall lizard), 2785 nucleotides. RefSeq names its product aconitase 2 (gene ACO2). NCBI's taxonomy places the organism in Eukaryota, Metazoa, Chordata, Lepidosauria, Squamata, Lacertidae. The record is from RefSeq and is a predicted model, not a curated record. Gene Ontology annotation, molecular function: aconitate hydratase activity; 4 iron, 4 sulfur cluster binding. Gene Ontology annotation, biological process: tricarboxylic acid cycle. Bases 92 to 2443 code for a protein of 783 amino acids. The transcript has 18 exons. Gene Ontology annotation, cellular component: cytosol; mitochondrion.